AAAAAUUAUGAUUUACAUGAUUUAAAAGAUAAAAUUUACAAAAGAAAUUCUGAUCUAAUAUUUUUUUCAUUUGAUGAGAAAAAGGCCAGCUGUCCUGUAGGACAAAAUGUAAAUUCGAAACCACUUGAGAAUGCAGUAGCUGUCGGAUAUAACUAAAGUAAAUAGGACAAAAAACAACCUUUUCCCCAGAAGAAGAAUACCUGGUUGAGGUGAGCGCGACGAGAAAAAAUGAAAUAGGAAGUUAAUACAAUUUCUAUGCUAUAAAAACCUGUAUUCAAUUUUUAAAAUAUUUUUUGUGGUUCAUUUAAUACCGUUAGGUCAAAUAAAUCCUCACCUUUUUUUUGUGUCAGGCGAGAGGACACAGAAAAAUGUCAUCUUGCGAAAAUUUCGAGAUGGUGCGUUUCUCGAGAGUUCUAUUUUAUUUCGAAACUUUCGGCACACUGCAGAGGUGCGAGGAAAAUAACGGAGAGAAGAAAACUCUUGCUCGGAACGGAUUUCUGGCCACGCUAUCAACUACUUGGAUCGCUUGGAUCGCAUGCUUUCAUGCAGUUUUGUUGCUCUAUGCUGAUGAUGCUUCAACCAACAAAUCAACAGAGUUCAGUAGUUCCUUUAUGCGUGUUUCGUGAACGACACUCCACCAACGACAAUAGGAAAAGUAAUUGGAUAAAAAAGAAGAAUAGAAAGUCUUCACACUUCUCGCAUAUAUGGAAGAUAAUUUCAUCGUAGAUAAUUUCAUUUUAUUCAAAGAUAGAUAUAAAGAGAAUAAAAGUAAAAUAUGGAGAGAGAUAGGCUAAUGACUAUAAAUAUAAAUGUUAAUCACGUUAAUUAGCAAACCGUGUAACUAAUGUUAUUUACAAGAAAUGAUAUUUCUUGAAAUGACAUUAUCUGUCGGAUUACCGACGCAAAGUUGACGGAUAAAAUUAAUUUUAUUACGCGGGGAUAAAACUUAUCUUAUUGGUAUUUAUAUCAUAUUAGUUGACAGUAUAAUUUACAUUUUAUGCAAAUAAAUAUUUGCGGUAAUUGUAUUAAAAAAUGUUUCACAAAGAUGUCUAAUUAAGCAAUAAUUGUUAUGUAUUUUACAAUUUUUUUGCUAUACAUAUUAAUAUGUAAUAUUAAAGAAUCAAUA
Wasmannia auropunctata (little fire ant) is the source of this 1126-nucleotide messenger RNA. RefSeq lists its product as uncharacterized. The transcript is spliced from 2 exons. Lineage: Eukaryota; Metazoa; Arthropoda; Insecta; Hymenoptera; Formicidae. The record is from RefSeq and is a predicted model, not a curated record. The coding region runs from base 369 to 626 and encodes 85 amino acids.